GCUCGCGAAGCUCAGAAUCGCGGCGAGACUCGAGCCGUCAGGGUGUCGUGAUCGUGCGUACAAAAGCAUCGCGUACCAAUACUGACGGGCAAGUUCUUAAAUAACAUUCGGUAUUUCGGAAAACGAUGUGCAGUGCGGCAUCGAAGGCUGCGCCCGUCCGAAUUCCGAAAUCAAAUUACAAUACGUAUCGGUGAUUUAUAUUACGAGAAGAAACCGCGGGCAACGAGCCGAGGAAAUACACGUUAAAUACGGCGAUCGAAGAUCGAAGUGCACAAUACGAUCGAUGUUGAAAAGUUUUUUAAUUUCCCACAUAUUUUUACUUGCUGGUUGGGAAAAUUGUGCAAGUGGAUUAACGACGUGAAAGUAUUUAUAUACGACUAGUAAAAAAGUUGCGUAUUGUUCGAAGUGUGUUUUUAACUGAUACUUUUACGAGCCGUAGAUUUUUCCGUAAUAUGUUUCUAUACGUGUCAAAAGUGCUAAGCUGCGAUUCCGAUUAUUAAUACACGCCGAUAUUCGAAGAUAGUUGAAGUGGUCCCGAAAGUUUUCAAACUUUUCAAUAUACAUAUCGAUUAAUAUCGCGUCUUCGAAUUCAAAUAAUUUCUGCAAAGCGGCGCGCGAACUUAAUAACAACAACAACAACAACAACAACAACAACAACAACAACAACAACAAAGUAUUAAAAGUAAAACGCAGAGGCGAUCCGAUCGGGAACCGUCAUAGCUUGAAAAUAAACCCAGAGAAAGACGACGACGCGUCGCGUCGGUUUGUCAAGUCAACUGUCAUAACAAAGCUGCGCGUUUACGCAUAGGUAUGUGUACGUUGUACGAAGACCGACAUUAAACCCCUGAUCCCGCGAUGAUCAUAGUGUCACCGACCAUUUGAACGAACAACAAUUCUCCGGCUAUAACAAUACAACGAUCGAGUUAAGAUGAACAAGCCGAAGUAGCAAUUUGGGCGUCCUAAGUUCCCGCAGCAUCCGGAGGAGGCAGUGGAAUUAAAGCCGAGCUUUCGAAAGAGCGAAUAACCGACUUUGAUCCUGAUCGUGGAAUUCAGCGAGGCUGCGGAGAUCGAGAUUUAACCCGGAAACGAGGUGAUAAUGUCGCUUCACGGUGGGACCAACGUCACCCAUCUCGCAAUGGAGACCGUGGAUCGUCGCUCUUCGGCCCAGGACGUCUACGACGAGAACCUGACCUUGGUCCAGGUCGUGUCGGAAGUCGUCCAGGAACUCGAGACCCAGAGGGAAAUGAGCGAGACCGAAUACGAGCAGUUCCUGGCCGAUGUAUGGAUCGGCGUUGUCCUCACCCUGAUGGUCCUCAGCUGCGUCUGCUGCAUGUGUUCCUGCCUACUCUACCACAAGUUUCAGCAGUGGAAACGACACGUGCUAGAGCAAAGAGCAGCGGCAUCGAGAGACCCGGACUGCCGAGGGGGAGACACGGAGAGUCUUCCUUCGUACACUCUAGUAUCAGGUCUUCCGAGCUACGAGGAGGCUCUGCAGCAGCUCAAACAGGUUCAGGCCUUGCGGCGAGGAGUCGACCACGUGGUCGUCGAUUGCGAAAAGCAGGUGGAAGCUCAGAUACCGUCGCCAAUUGGGUCGGCGUCUUUGAAUUAUGCGAACUGCGCCCAGCCUAAUCAGAUGUCGAGGCUGUCAGUGGCGGAGUUGCUUCAGUUUUAUAAAAUCCAACAGCAACAGCAGCAACAGCAACAGCCACAGCCACAGCCACAGCCACAGCUACAGCAACAGCUGCCUCCGUAUCAGCAGCAGAUUGAAGAUGACAUUCAGCAACAGGGAAUAGUCAAGAACUGACAAAUGGCGGUAUUAAAAACGGCGUAAAUAUUUGAUGCAACAACAGAACCAGCUUUUCAUAUUUGAUCGGAAUGAAGUGUUCAAUUGUGGCAACAUUGAUGUAAUAUGUGGGAGAGCUGGAUAUGAGACGGUCGAUUUGGUACAAAUAUUAAGGACUCGAUUGUGAUAAACGUUGAAGCGACAAAAAUUUACGUAAAUAAUAAUGGAAUUGGAAAUAACAGUCGUUAUUAACGCGCAAAUGUAAGAUAGUCAACUAACGCGGCAGGAAUGUCAAUUAUGCAUCAGUUCAACUAUUUUAUUAUCAUCGUUCUAGAAAAAAAAUUGUCCAAGAAUAUCUGCACAUACGUUAGACUGUAUUUUGUCAUUAAAACAAUCAAUUGAUGUAUACGUACCACAUACUGCGCAUACAUAUAUAUACUACCUAUAUACAUCUCGACGCGCAUCGAUUUUGGACUUUUUCAUCACUGAAACACGAGUCACUUUACCUAAUUAAUCGUAAAUUCUGCGAAUUCCGGUUGUUUCUUGCGAAUCAAGUGUACCUAUAACCAUAUCGGAUAUGAUAAAGCAACAAUUAUUCUUACACCGUGAGCAACACGCAACGCACAUUUCGUCUCCAGCGUAUGACCGAGGAUAAUAUUGAAUUCUCAUUUCACACUACCUCAAUUACUGCUGUAUGUAUAUAGUUUAGGAAAAGGCGCCGCAGGCACAUUCAUGUAACAUUGGGAUGUUUCGUUCUCUAUUUCUUCAUUGAUCAAUUUUUUUACGAGCAACUCAUGCUUCCUUAUAUUUAAACGUCCACCAUCGUAAUAUGUACACAGGAAAUUCGGAGGUUUCAUCGAAUACAAGAAAAAAGAGACGUGACUGUGCGAUCAGUGAUGUAGUUUUCAACAAAUUUUGCGAGAACGUACCGAGUUCUUUUUUUGCGAGAAUACGUGACUAUAACAACAACGGUAAUACUAGUGAUAUAAUGUUAACGACACAUAUCAUAGAAGACGUAUGAAUAAUCGCGUAGACACCGACGGCCGAGGGAAUUAAAUUUUCCUUUGUGAUGACGAACAGGUAAUCCUCGAAGUAGAAAAAACAACUUUUCGAAUGUCUCAUGCAAUUUAUUUAUCGAAUUAUCUGGAGCAAUAUAUAUAUAUAUAUAUAUAAUUAUUUACUGUGACGAAGGAUAGAAAAAAAAUUGCAUUGGAGAACAUACAUGCAUAGGCUGUAAUAUUAUAUAAUAGGUAUAGGUAAACGUACAUACAUAUUAGACGAUAAUAAUUAACACAGAUAAUUUUGUUGUUAUUCGUGUAACAGUGUCAAGUGUCGUCUUAUGGACGUAAAAUUGUGAUAUUACCAUGUAUUUAUUACAUAAGUAUAAUACACGUUAGAUGCGGUACAUAGGUACGUACUUGCAGCAUAUUUAGUAAUGGCCCAUCAAAAUAAGCACAACAAUUUGUUAUGAUUAUUAUACAAGAUAUAAUUUAUUCUACGACAGUAUAUUGUGUGUUGUAAUACAUGAUAUAUCUACCUAUACCUAAUUUUUUUUUACAGCAACAAUAAUAAUGAUAAUAAUAAAAUUAAUAUGAAAAAUGA
Messenger RNA from Diprion similis, 3385 nucleotides. RefSeq names its product protein FAM170B-like. NCBI's taxonomy places the organism in Eukaryota, Metazoa, Arthropoda, Insecta, Hymenoptera, Diprionidae. Gene Ontology annotation, biological process: axon guidance. The transcript has 2 exons. The coding region runs from base 1097 to 1804 and encodes 235 amino acids. The record is from RefSeq and is a predicted model, not a curated record.